UCAUCCUCCAUUUAAAAGUUGGACCAAAUCCAAAAUCCCUCCACCCGCCCCACCCCUAACUCCUCUCUUCUACCAACUGUCUCCGAUGUCCGGCACAAUCAACGUUCUGAACGUGGCGGAGAAGCCUUCGGUUGCGAAAUCGGUGUCAAGCAUCCUCUCCCGGAGCCCAAAUCCGCACUCGCGAGAGGGCCGCUCUCGUUACAACAGGAUAUUCGAGUUCAAUUACUCGAUUCGUGGCCAGCCAUGUCAUAUGAUCUUCACCUCCGUCACCGGUCACCUCAUGGAGAUCGAAUUCGAGGAGCGCUUCCGCAAGUGGCACUCCUGUGAUCCGGUUGACCUCUAUCAGGCUCCUGUCUGCAAAUACGUUCCCGAGGAAAAGAAUGAUAUUAAGAGGACGUUGGAGGAGGAAGCUAGGAAGUGCCAAUGGCUGGUUCUGUGGCUUGAUUGUGAUAGAGAAGGAGAAAACAUUGCUUUUGAAGUUAUAGAUGUUUGCAGAGCUGUGAACCAUCAUCUUGUAAUAAGAAGGGCUCGAUUUUCUGCUUUAAUUGAUAGGGAAAUCCAUCAUGCUGCACAGAAUCUUGUGGAACCAAAUCAGUUGUUUGCAGAUGCUGUAGAUGCUAGGCAGGAGAUAGAUCUAAGAAUUGGUGCCUCUUUCACUAGAUUCCAGACAAUGCUGUUGAGAGAUAAGUUUAAUAUUGAUUUUUCUGCUGAUGAUAAAAAUCUUGUUCUAAGUUAUGGUCCAUGUCAGUUCCCUACACUUGGAUUUGUUGUGGAACGAUAUUGGGAGAUAAAUUCACAUGAGCCAGAAGAAUUUUGGACAAUCAACUGUUCUCACAAAUCAGAUGAAGGCAUGGCUACCUUCAAUUGGAUGCGAGGGCAUCUUUUUGAUUACACUUGUGUGGUUAUAAUUUAUGAAAUGUGUGUUCAGGAGCCAACUGCAACUGUAAAAAAUGUUCGACAGGCAGAAAAGCUGAAGUAUCCUCCACAUCCUUUGAGUACGAUUGAACUUGAAAAGCGUGCUUCAAGAUACUUCCGUAUGAGUUCUGAACAUACUAUGAAGGUGGCAGAAGAUCUAUAUCAAGCAGGAUUCAUCAGUUAUCCUCGUACAGAAACCGAUUGCUUUUCUAGCAGGACAGAUUUGCAUAUCAUUGUUCAGGAACAACAAAGGCAUCCUGAAUGGGGUUCUUAUGCCCAGCGAUUGUUAGAUGCUGGGGCAGGACUCUGGAGAAAUCCUACUGGUGGUGGACAUGAUGACAAGGCCCAUCCACCCAUUCACCCAACAAAAUUUUCAGCUGGAGAGCCUAGAUGGAGUCAAGAUCAUUGUAGAUUGUAUGAACUGGUUGUCCGUCAUUUCUUGGCAUGUGUAUCACAACCAGCAGUAGGGGCUGAGACUACAGUUGAAAUUGAUAUCGCUGGAGAAUUAUUUUCAGCAUCAGGAAGAGUGAUAUUGACUAGAAAUUACUUAGAUGUUUACCGUUUUGAAUCAUGGGGAGGUUCAAUGAUUCCGAGCUAUGUUGUUGGACAACAGUUCAUCCCAACAACUUUGACUCUUGACUCAGGAGUCACUAGACCACCACAGCUUUUGAGUGAAGCUGAUUUGCUGACUUGUAUGGACAAGGCUGGGAUUGGUACAGAUGCAACCAUGCAUGAUCACAUUAAAAAGCUGCUUGACAGAUUCUAUGCAACAAAGGAUCAGAAUACUCGUUUCUGUCCCACCAGUCUUGGAGAGGCACUAGUUAUGGGAUAUGAUAACAUGGGGUAUGAACUUUGGAAACCAAAUCUAAGAUCAAUGAUGGAGUUUGACAUGAAAGAAGUUAGCGUAGGCAAUAAGAGUAAACACGAAGUUUUGACAACUUGCUUGCAACAGAUGAAAGCUUGCUUCUUAGAUGCAAGACUGAACAAAAUAAAACUCUUAGAGGCAAUGGAAGUUUUCUUUGAAAGAUCAAAUAGAUCCACUGGAGAUGAGCACCAUACAGCUGGAGAAGUAGUCCGAAGUUGUGGACUCUGCCAGGAAGCAGACAUGGUGCUUAGACGAAGCCGGGAUGGCAAUUUCAUGGUUGGAUGCUUGGGUUUCCCACAGUGUAGGAAUGCUGUUUGGCUCCCUGGAUCUAUAUUAGAAGCAGCAGUGACUAGAAAUAUCUGCAGCUCCUGCAGUCCAGGUUUCUUGUAGAUCCAUAUGUGGACAAGGAAGGGAUGCAAGAUACUACCUCUAGUGAUGCAUGUCUAAUUGGUGCGUUUUACUAAUUCUGUUGAUUUGUGGAGGUCUAGAGUCCGAAAUAGAACUCUUCUAGUGAAAUCCACAUACACGUCUCCAGGAACAAGGGAAGACUGAAGUCCCUGAGUGCUAGUUUGAGAAAUCCGUGGCUUGACCUUCUCUUCUAGGUUGUGAUUCAAAAUCAAGGAGAAUAAUUUUGUGCUUUUUUU
Messenger RNA from Rubroshorea leprosula, 2424 nucleotides. The record is from the annotation of a GenBank genome assembly. Lineage: Eukaryota; Viridiplantae; Streptophyta; Magnoliopsida; Malvales; Dipterocarpaceae.